This is a messenger RNA of Anguilla rostrata (American eel), 1827 nucleotides long. It is a transcript of the gene zp3d.1, whose product is annotated as zona pellucida glycoprotein 3d tandem duplicate 1. Bases 24 to 1745 code for a protein of 573 amino acids. The record is from RefSeq and is a predicted model, not a curated record. The transcript has 10 exons. Lineage: Eukaryota; Metazoa; Chordata; Actinopteri; Anguilliformes; Anguillidae.
AACUAGCCUAUAAUCCAGGUGGGAUGGGCAUCUUGCUUCCCCCCACGGCUUUAAACCUCUGUCCAUGGUUCUGGUUUCCGGUACUGAUGAAGACGUUAACAGGAGGGGGAAAUAAGGAUAUUGUUUCCGCCGGGCCAGUUCUGAGCGUGGGAGGCUGGGAGAGGAAGGAGCAGCCCGGUCGCCGUCACGAGGCGAUCGGGCCAAGGAUGAGGGGACAUGAAACCAGGACCCCCGGGCCCAUCCUGCCGCCUUACCAACUCCCCAUGUUCCGCCACGUGAAGGCUCCCCUCGUGGACAUGGAGAUGUUCAGACCUACUGCCGGGCUGAGGCCCGUUCCCGACGCCGUCAGGAAUCUCUUGCUUCCCCCACCCGACAACUGGCUGGGUUACUCGACGGCCCCCGUCAGUAACCCCAGAGGAGUCGAGGUAUGGUGCGGGAACGGGACGGUUUCUGUGCGGGUGAACAGGAGAAUGCUCGGAUUUUGGUGCCAUCCACCAAUGCUGUUCUUGGGAAAUUGUGAGGUCUAUCGUUUCACUAGAGACUACAUUUACUUUCACAAUGACCUUGCCAGAUGUGGAAUUAAGCCAAGGAUAGACGAUGGUCAGCUGGUGUACAGCAGCGCCCUGCGCUACGUCCCUGAACCACAGGGGGCAGUAAUCAGAGCCGUGCCGCUCUCCCUCCCCAUCCACUGCUCCUACAACAGGUUUCACUAUGCCUACAAAGUGGGCUACGUUCCUCGUUUGAAAGCGGACUCCUUCUUCAAGAGUAUAACCAGUGAGCGCAUCUUCAGCCUGGUCACCUGCAACGAUCGCUGGGAGCGGCUGGACUCCACGGCGAGCUACAUGCUCGGGGCGCCCAUGCAUUUCGAGGCCUCCACGCCCAUCGUCUCCAGAGCGGAACGGGUGUCGGUCACCGCCUGUCACGUCACCGUAUCCAGGGACCCCAAUUCAGCACCCCGGAUGGACGUGAUUAAAAACUACGGGUGCAUGGUGGACAGCCAAAGGCUCGGGAGCCGGUCCAGGUUUCACGGCUACGGGACGGGCGUCCUGCGGUUCUCCGUCGACGCUUUCGUGUUCCCAAAAAUCUCGGCCAAGCUUCUGUACCUGCACUGUGAGAUGACGGUGGCGGAUUACCCUGCCACUCCCACCGCCAAGUCCUGCACCUUCAACAGUAACACGAGAAGGUGGGAGGAGCUGUUCGACCCUCAGACUGUCCACGUCUGCUCCUGCUGUGACUCCCAGUGCGAUGCUCAUGGGAUUCGGCCCUCCUUGUACCCUUCUCCAAGAUCCCUGAUCACCAGUGACCCGUGGAGCAUUCUCGGUGCCGUGACAACGACAGGGACAGGGGGGUCUGUGCAGGAUGACAGGAGGGAGUCGGAGGUGCCUGAAGAUGUGUUGGAGGCUGAAGGGGUGGGUCCAGUGGCAGAGCCAAUAGACAGUGAGGGGGCGGGGUCAGAGGCGGGGCCUGCAGAGACUAAGGAGGAGUCUGAGCACCCUGUUCAGGUUCGGGGGUUUCGGGGAAGGGGAAUAGGACAGGGGUCAGGGGGCCACCCCUCGGGGGUGCGGGAGGAACCCCUGAAAGCUGAGGGGGAGCCUGCCGUGUGGCGGGAGGAUGACCAAGGACCAGACCUGGACGAGGAAGAGGAGGAGGAGGAAGACGGAGGUGCGCAGGAGGACGUUGAAGAUGAGGACGGCGCCUCCUCCCACGCAGUAGCUGGGAAGGUUUUGGAAUCCCUCAUCAUGUGACAAGACACUCACUUCAUGGACUUGAACACGAUGUUGACUGAUCUCACACCACAACGGGAAAAAUAAAUCUCACUGAAGGACA